Messenger RNA from Clavispora lusitaniae ATCC 42720, 2163 nucleotides. RefSeq names its product transcription factor (gene SUC1). Gene Ontology annotation, biological process: regulation of DNA-templated transcription; DNA-templated transcription. Gene Ontology annotation, molecular function: DNA-binding transcription factor activity, RNA polymerase II-specific; DNA binding; zinc ion binding. The record is from RefSeq and is a predicted model, not a curated record. Lineage: Eukaryota; Fungi; Ascomycota; Pichiomycetes; Serinales; Metschnikowiaceae.
AUGAAAAGCGCGAGUGCAAAGAAGCGUAAUUUACAUUAUUCCAUGGAUUCUAACCAGUUGCGAGACAAGAACAUUCGAAAAAGAGGCAAGUACGGCCGCCCAUGUGACGUUUGCUCUUUCCGCCGAGUUCGCUGUGUUUUUCCUGCCGGCAGCUCAAAAUGCAUAGGGUGUACAACCCAUAACUGUGAAUGCACCAACAACCGGAUCCGCAAGAAGCUGGGCCCCAAACCGGGGAGGAGAAGCAUCGAGAACGGAGAGGAGGCCGUAAUACGACGUGUCACAUCUGCAGUUGAAGGUACUUCAUCAACUUUAGAAAACCCGUCUGCUUACACGGGUAUUCACAUCGCUCCAGCCCCAAGAAUGGAUAAGGAGCAGUGUCCACCAGACAUGAACAGCAUGAACAACCAGAAUGCCUAUGACAACACGGCUCCUCAUCCGUCCAGUUUCCUUCUGACUCCACCGACUAAUUUCACACCUGACGUUUUGGCUGUUCCAGAUGCGUUUGCGUCGUCGCAUCCCAACUCUGACAUGUUGAUCCCUUCGCCGUCGCUCUCCGAGGAUUAUGCGGCCAUUCCAAUUGAUAAGCUACUACCGUGCUUGCAGGUUUAUCAAACUUGGUUUUAUGGGUACUGGCCCGUUUUGUCCGUAGCAGAUCUUAUGCUGACGUUAGUUGGAGAUUCUAACAUGGACUCCCUGUGCAAGUAUAUCAAACUUUCAGAAGAGAACGCCAUGUCAUAUGCCUUAUGCUGCGCUGUCUGUGCCACGAUACUAACGCAAGUGACUUUUGUCACUUCCAAAAUUAAAAUGUUGAACAUAAACGCUUGCCUCCCCGCCAAUGAAUACGCUAAUGAGGCAAAAAGAGUUCGUUACCUAUAUGAUUAUGCAGCUAAUCCUACUGUGUUGACACUCUUGAGCUCAUUUUUUUUAUACACCCAUUACGUCAAUGUCAAGGGCAAAACUACUCAGUCCAACAUGUAUUUGCGAGAAGCAAUCACCACCUCGCAGAUUCUUGGUCUUCACGAGCCCCUGAGCUACGUGAACAAAAGCGCAGCCGAAGUUCAUCGGUGGAAAAAAAUCUACUAUAUGUUGCUUGUCACAGAACGAUACAUGUGUUUUGAAGAUGGCUUGCCUGUAAUUCUAGAUCCAUGUAUUGAAACUCCUUCUUUGGAGAAUGAGGAAUAUCCAAGUUUGCUUGUUGGUUUCACGGAAUUGGUGUGGGUAUUUUCGGUUCCCAGCAAAGAGUUCUUUGGUGAGUUGAACCAGAAGAGGGGAAAUAGAGAUUUGAAUGCUUUUAGACACUCAUUAGAGAGACAAGGGCUUGAGGAGAAAAAAAAGUGGAUCUUAAAUGUUCAUAACAAGCUCAGUCAGCCAUAUGACGAUGCUAUCAAGGUUUCUGACUCGCAGAAGCUAAAUAUUGUCCUCUCACAGGCUUGGAUUCAAUCGAUUGCAUGGCAUAUCACUUCAGAAAAUGGUCUUUUGUACGGUAACACAGACCCACGGAAUUGUUUUUCUGUGGAAUUUCCCGGAAAGAUUGCGGAGAAUUUUUUACGGGCCACAACAAACCUUCCUCUGUUUGCUUUCGAAUCUAAUGGGCCGGGUGUCGGCGUAAAAUUGCUUGCAAUUGCCGAAUCUUUGAGCCACGCCAUUCCUCACAGUCAAGAUAAAUUGAGUAUGGCGGAGAGGUUAAACUGCAUUUUUUCCCUAGUGAAUCGUUACAAGAACGACGUGGCCUUACCAUUGGAAGUUUACACUAAGGUAGCCAAUACAAUUGCUGAUCUCAAAUCUUGCAUUCCCCGGUCACUUCAGCAGAUUGGCGAGUACGAACAGAAUCGUAUCGAGGAACUUUGCGAAGAACAUGAAGAUCCGGAAUUGACGUACGAGGGGAUGUUGCGGCAAAAGCAAGCGGAGGAAUCCGAAUCGCUAAUUCCUGAUACAUCGUCCAUGCAACCUUCGCAAAUAUGCAAGCCAGCUACUUUGAGGUCCCAGGGCGAAUUUUUUUUGCUGGGCAACCGGGUGGUAAAUGGGGCUGGCGACUUUAAUUCCAUGAGCAGAACUACGAGCUCUAGCACAACGUCGAUUAUUGGCCUCAUGAACUCAUUCAUACCCGGCCAGUUUUACUCCAACAAAGAAUACCCUACGUUGAGUCCCGAAUACCCACUUUGA